Messenger RNA from Dunckerocampus dactyliophorus (ringed pipefish), 7003 nucleotides. RefSeq lists its product as uncharacterized. NCBI's taxonomy places the organism in Eukaryota, Metazoa, Chordata, Actinopteri, Syngnathiformes, Syngnathidae. The record is from RefSeq and is a predicted model, not a curated record. Bases 16 to 5928 code for a protein of 1970 amino acids. Gene Ontology annotation, biological process: neutrophil migration. The transcript is spliced from 35 exons. Gene Ontology annotation, cellular component: cell surface; apical plasma membrane.
GGCUAUGCUUGAAGCAUGCUUGGAGGCCUUGAAGUAGGAGAUAAGACAGCGUGGACGCAGGGGAAGAUGUCAACAAUGUUGCCGACCGACCUGAGCGCUAGCAGGCAUGUGACCGUGAAGUCAGCACCAGGAAGUCAUCAGCUCUGCUCCACCCGACAUCCGUGCACACUUUCUUCUUCUUCUUCUUGGGAUGAGCAGCACAAACACACCUCUGCAGAAACAAUAGAACGCUGCGUUUGCGCCAAGAUGGCGACCCCUGGAGGGGUGCUCCUGUUCCUCCUCCUGCUGAUCACCGCUGCAAAGAUUUCAGCGUACCAGUCCAAGUGUGGCGGCAUCGUGUGCCCACCAGGCAUGGACUGCAUUGAACGUGGUGGGAAGACGCGUUGUGCCGACCCUUGUGAGAUCUACACCCCCCUGGAUGACCACUGGCGAGACACACAGUUUGCUUCAGAUCGGAAAAGCCUAAAAUGUGACCGAGAUGUUGAGUGGAAGGGCUGGUAUCGUCUGCUCCUGGGGGGCAAGAGUGCACGUAUUCCUGAGAGAUGCAUAGCGACAUUCAGGUGUGGAGGCGAUGCACCCAUCUGGAUGAAAGACCCUCAUCCCACACAAUGGAAUGAAAUUGUAGCUCGCACAGUGUCUGGUUCCUGGUGGGGUAAUUGCUCCCGGUACACGACCAACAUCCAUGUGAAGAAGUGUUCUCACUACUACGUCUACAAACUGGUCGACCCAGGGCAUUGUUCUCUGGUCUACUGUGCAGAAUUGGCUCCUCCAUUCCUCAGUCACAUCACUUGUGGAUCUGACAAAAUCCUGGUGGGCGUGAAUUCCACUGACAUAAGUGUCGCUGUUUAUAACCCAUACCAUGGCCACCUGGAAGACAGCAAGUGUUUGCAGACAAAGGAUGAAAAUGGUACCGUGUUGUACGAAACUGAUGCUCAGACGGGUACCUGUGGAAACAAAGUGCAGACCAACAGCACACAUGUCAUCUACUCCAACACGUUGUACAUCUAUCUCAGCAAAGAUGUCUCUCAUCCCAUGAAGUUGCCUUUCUCAUGCGUGUAUCCCCUGGCCACACACACCAGACUGAACUCACCCAUCAGAACGAUCCUGCCGGGCAGUGGAAAGGUUAAUCAGCACCAGGAUGAUCCAUCACUCCAAUCUGGAGCCCCGGAGGUGCCACCACCAUACUGGCAAGAUGGUGUCUUUGUCGGCUCAGGUCCCAAACUGGGAGCCUCUAUGGUCCUGUUCAAGGAAUCAGACUAUAAGAAGCCUUAUCCAGCAGGUGUGGUGGUCCUUCCAGUGGGCUCUCCAUUAUAUGUGGAGGUCUCUAUGAGAGAUCCCAGCUUGGUGGUUGUUUUGGAGGAAUGCUUUGUCGCUCGCUCACCAGACCGUGGCAAACUUGAUCGAUACUCCAUCAUCUCCAACAAAUGUCCCACUGACCGCCAACAAGUGUUUGAGUUUAAGAGUGGCUCAUCCCACCAGGCUCGUUUCUCCACCCUACCCUUCGCUUUUCAUAGAGAAUUACAAGAUGUUUACCUCCACUGCAGCUUCAUCCUGUGUGACCACAAGAGUUCCUCUUGCAUUCCGGAUUGUGAAGAAUUGGAUCCUCCAUUCCUCAGUGACAUUAUUUGUGACUCUGACGAAAUCGGAGUGGGUGUGGAUUCAGUUAGCACAAGACGCGCUGGUUUUAACCCACUCCUUGGCCACCUGGCACAAGCCAUGUGUUUCUGGAACAUAGAGCAAUACAGUGUCGUGUGGUACAAAGUUGACACUGAGGAAGGUACCUGUGGAAACAAAAUGAAGACCAACGGCACACAUGUCAUCUACUCCAACACGUUGUACAUCUAUCCAGUCUUCAAGAGUCCUGUCUCUCUGUUCAUGGGCUUUCCUUUCUCAUGCGUGUAUCCCCUGGACACACACACCAGACUGAACUCACCCAUCAGAACGAUCCUGACGCCUGAUGAAGAGGAUGGUCAGCACCAGGUCCCUGAUGGUCCAUCACACCAAGACAAAGCCCAGGGGGUGCUACCACACUGGCAAGAUGGUGUCUUUGUUGGCUCAGGUCCCAAACUGGGAGCCUCUAUGGUCCUGUUCAAGGAAUCAGACUAUAAGAAGCCUUAUCCAGCAGGUGUGGUGGUCCUUCCAGUGGGCUCUCCAUUAUAUGUGGAGGUCUCUAUGAGAGAUCCCAGCUUGGUGGUUGUUUUGGAGGAAUGCUUUGCCUCUCACUCGUUAGACCGAGACAGUCUUGAUCGAUACUCCAUCAUCUCCAACAAAUGUCCCUUUGAGAGCAGCUCAUCCCUCCAGGCUCGUUUCUCCACCCUCUUCUUCCGUUUUUGGCCGCAAUACCGAGAUGUUUACCUCCACUGCAGCCUCAGCCUGUGUGACCGCAGGAGUUCCUCUUGCACUCCGUAUUGUGAAGAAUUGGAUCGUUCACUCACUCACCUUAAUUGUGGCUCUGACAAAAUCCAAGUGGGCGUGGAUUCCGCUGGCCUAAGAAGCACUGGUCAUAACCCGCUCAGUGGCCACCUGGAAGCCCUCAAGUGUUCCCAGGCCACGAAGCAAGAUGGUGUCGUGUGGUACAAAGUUGAUGCUCAGGAAGGUGCCUGUGGAAACACAAUGAAGACCAACGGCACACAUGUCAUCUACUCCAACACGUUGUUCAUCGACCCAGCAAACAACAGUCCUUCCUCUCUGCCCAUGACUUUUCCUUUCUCAUGCGUGUAUCCCCUGGACACACACAGCAGACUGAAAGUACCCAUCAACGCGACCCUGACGCCCAGUCAGCACCAGGUCAAUGACGAUCCAUCACGCCAACCUGGAGCCCUGGAGGUGCCACCAUACUGGAUGGAAGGUGUCCUUGUUGGCUCAGGUCCCAAACUGGGAGCCUCCAUGGUCCUGUUCAAGGAAUCAGACUAUAAGGAGCCUUAUGCAGCAGGUGUGGUGGUCCUUCCAGCGGCCUCACCAUUAUAUGUGGAGGUCUCUAUGGACAAGAAAGAUCCCAGCUUGGUGGUUGUUUUGGAGGAAUGCUCCACCUCUCACUCACCAGACCGUGACAGUCUUGAUCGAUACUCCCUCAUCUCCAACAAAUGUCUCACUGACCGCCAACACAUGUCUGUGUUCGAGAGCGGCUCAUCCCUCCAGGCUCGUUUCUCCACCCCGUUCUUCCUUCUUCAGGGAAGAGGCCAAGAUGUUUACCUCCACUGCAGCCUCAGCCUGUGUGACCGCAGGAGUUCCUCUUGCAUUCCGGUUUGUGAAGAAUUUGGGUCUCCAUUCCUAAGUCACCUUAACUGUGGCUCUGACAAAAUCCAAAUGGGCGUGGAUUCAGCUAAGAUAAAAAGCGCUGGUUAUGACCCAUUCUAUGGCAACCUGAAACUCAGCAAGUGUUCUCUGGCCACGGAGAAAGAUGGUGUCACAUGGUACCAAGCUGACACAAAGACGGCUACCUGUGGAAAUGUAAUGAAGACCAACGGGACACACGUCAUCUUCUCCAACACUUUAUUCAUCUAUCCAGCAAACAAAGCUUCCUUUGUGUCCCUAAAGUUUCCUUUUUCAUGCGUGUAUCCCCUGAAGACGGACACCAGACUGAAGGCACCCGUCAGACCAAUCCUGCCGAGUUUUGUACAUGGUGCUGAGGUUGGUCAGCACCGAGACCUUGGUGAUCCAUCACAACAAGUCGGACCUCCGGAGGUGCCGCCACGCUGGAUGGAAGGUGUCUUUGUUGGCUCAGGUCCCAAACUGGGAGCCUCCAUGUUCCUGUUCACGGAAUCCGACUAUAAGGAGCCUUAUCCAGCAGGUGUGGUGGUCCUUCCAGUGGGCUCUCCAUUAUAUGUGGAGGUCUCUGUGAGAGAUCCCAGCUUGGUGGUUGUUUUGGAGGACUGCUUUGCCUCAUCGGACCCUGACAGUCUAGAGCAAGAAGCCCUUAUCCACAACAAAUGUCCCGCUGACCGCCACAAAGUGUCUGUGGUUCCGAGAGGCCCAUCCCUCCAGGCGCGUUUCUCCACCCUCUUCUUCCCACUUCAGGGUAAAUACCAAGAUGUUUACCUCCACUGCAGCCUCAACCUGUGUGACGGCAGGAGUUCCUCUUGCAUUCCGGUUUGUGAAGAAUUGGAUGCUUCACUCCGUCACCUGAUUUGUGACUCUGACAAAAUCCGAGUGGGCAUGGACUCAGCUAGGAUAAGACGCACUGGUUAUAACCCACUCUCUGGCAAACUGGCAGACCGCAAGUGUUCCCAGAAAACGGAGCAAGAUGGUGUUGUGUGGUACGAAGUUGAUGCUCAGGAAGGUGCCUGUGGAAACACAAUGAAGAUCAAGAGCACACAUGUCAUCUACUCCAACACUUUAUUCAUCUAUCCAGCAAGCAGACCUUCUUUUCUUCCCCUGACACUAAAUUUCUCAUGCGUGUAUCCCCUGGACACGCACACCAGACUGAACACAGCCAUCAAACCGAGCCAGCAGUCCAAUGGAACAGUUGGUCAGCACGAGGUCCUUUAUGAUCCAUCACAACAAUACGGAGCUGUCAAGGUGGCCUCACCAUACUGGCAAGUACAAGUGUUACAUUUACACAGAAUGUUACAGCAUUGCUCUGCAAGCAGGCCCAUCAUAACUGACAGGAAGGAAAGUGGCUUUGUUGUCUCAGGUCCCAAACUGGGAGCCUCCAUGUUCCUGUUCAAGGAAUCGGACUAUAAGGAGCCUUAUCCAGCAGGUGUGGUGGUCCUUCCGGUAGGCUCACCAUUAUAUGUGGAGGUCUCUGUGGACAAGAAAGAUCCCAGCUUGGUGGUCGUUUUGGAGGACUGCUUCGCCUCUCACUCCUCAGACCCUGACAGUCUCGAUCGCUACUCCCUCAUCUCCAACAAAUGUCCCACUGACCACCAACGCAUAUCUGAGUUGAAGAGCGGCUCGUCCCACCAGGCUCGUUUCUCCAGCCCAUUCUUCCGUCUUCAGGGUCAAGACAGAGAUGUUUACCUCCACUGCAUCGUCAGCUUGUGUGACUGCAGGAGUUCCUCUUGCAUUCCGGUUUGUCAAGAAUCGGAUGAUUCAUCUUUAAGUCACCUUCAUUGUGGCUCUGACAAAAUCCGAGUGGGCGUAAGCCGCGCUGGUAGCCCACUCAUUGGCAACCUGGCAGACCACAAGUGUUCCCGCGCCACGGAGCAAGAUGGUGUCAUGUUGUACGAAGUUGACGCUCAGGAAGGUGCCUGUGGAAACACGCUGAUGCUCAACGGCACAAAUGUCAUCUACUCCAACACUCUGUUCAUCUAUCCAGCCAACAAUGCCAUCUCUCUGCCCCUGAGGAUUCCUUUCUCAUGCGUGUAUCCCCUGGACACACAAACCAGACUGAACACAGCCAUCAGACCUUUCAAUGAAGAGGAUGUUGAGCUCCAGGACCUUGAUGAUCAAUCACUCCAAUCUGGAGCCCUGGAGGUGUCACCGCAGUGGCAAGUGAUGGAAGGUGUCUUUGUUGGCUCAGGUGUCAAACUGAGGGCAUCCAUGUUCCUGUUCAAAGAAUCAGACUAUAAGGAGCCUUAUCCAGCAGGUGUGGUGGUCCUUCCAGCAGGCUCUCCAUUAUAUGUGGAGGUCUCUGUGGACAAGAAAGAUCCCAGCUUAGUGGUUGUUUUGGAGGAAUGCUUCGCCUCUCUCUCAUCCGACCCUGACAGACUUGAGAGAUACUCCUUCAUCUCCAACAAAUGUCCCACUGACCGCCAACAAGUGUUUGAGUUUGAGAGCGGCUCAUCCCUCCAGGCUCGUUUCUCCGCCCUGUUCAUCCCUGAGGAAAACGACCAAGAUUUUUACGUUCACUGCAGCCUCAGCUUGUGUGACCGCAGGAGAAACGCUUGCAUUCCAUCCUGCCCAAGGAGAGUACGACGCUCUGUCUCAGAGGCUCCUCCAAUCAAGCCACUAACCAUUGGACCAAUCACCUGGGAGAAAUCAUUCUGAGGGACGUCCACGGCAUUGGGAUUUUUGAUUUCAGUCUUUUUGGAUACUUUUGACAUAUAACAUCUUUUGAAAUGGCAGAUUUCAGUCUUUUUUUGACGCUGACAUGUAUAACAUCUCUUGAAAUGUUGAACCAUAUUUCUGGUUGUGUGUAAUCAACAUUUGUAUUCAAUUUGCGAUUGUUGACUGAGGUGUAGAUCAGGGGUCUCCAACCAGUAGCUGGGGAGCUCGCCAGCUGAAAAAAGCAUCACAACAAUGACCACACUGUCCGAAAAGAUGCACAUGAACACAAUUCUGUUUCCAUACAUUUGUUUCAUGUUGCAGCAAAAUUAGUUGUUUGGCUUGAAAUCACUAUGAACAUCUCAGAAGAAAAAGUGUGGAGACCUCUGAUGUAGAUGAUAGUGUUUUACUAUUUUACUGCAUUUGACUUUGAGUUUUAUUUAGAGCUGCAACAAUGAAUGAAUCGAUGCGAAUACCCAAUUGACAAUUAUUACGGUAAACAUGUAAAUAUCCUCUGAUUUCAGCCUCUUAAAUGUGAAUAUCUUUGAAUGUCCUUGGCCAUCCAUGAAAGCAGACCUAUUAUCUUUGUCUUUUAGCCAAAACAAGGUCUUCACAUAUCGGCUUUGAUUUUGGAAAACAGGAAUGGCCAUUUUUGCCUCUUUUCUGCUAUGUUGCGCACUCGACCACGAACUGGAGGUGUCCAUCUGUGGCCUAUCCCAUUACUCCAUUCAUUGAAACAACUAGCUUCAGGUUUUUGGCUGUCAGCUCAAAUAUUCGAUUUCUGAAUAAAGAGGCGGAUAUUAAAAACGUGUUUUUCAAAAUCCAUUGAUUAAUUGAAAAACAUUAUUGACCGAUUAAAUCGGUGAUUAAAAUCCUCGUUAGUUGCAGCCCUAGUUUGGUUUGUUAUUGAUAUUGAUUGCAUUUACUCAUUUAGAUUUUGAUUGCAUUCUCUGAUAUUGUAUUGUGGGGGACUUGAGAUGGAAAGUAGCUGCAGCCACAUCUGCUGUAAUGCAUGUUUGGAAAGAUGGUUGUGUUCGUUGUUCCUGUUCAAUCAACAAUAAAGUGAUAAUUAAAGCGA